CCAUAACCAUGUGCAAGCCUGUGUCCUUCAUCUCGAUGGUGGCUGUGAUUUUGCUGGCCAGCUCCACAGUGAAGUUGGCCCAAGGAACCCUCUGCAGUGAAAAGCUCAACGAGGUGCUCAGUAUGGUGUGCGAGGAGUUCAAUCCCGUGAUUCCACACAAACGCGCCAUGCCCGGUGCCGAUAGCGAUCUGGACGCACUCAGUCCGCUGCAGUUCGUUCAGGAGUUUGAGGAGGAGGACAACUCGAUCUCGGAACCGCUGCGAAGUGCCCUCUUUCCUGGCAACUAUCUUGGCGGUGUCCUCAAUUCCCUGGCAGAGAUCCGAAGGCGCACUCGCCAACGGCAAGGAAUCGUGGAGCGCUGCUGCAAGAAGUCCUGUGAUAUGAGGGCCCUGAAGGAGUACUGCUCCAUAGUCAGAAAUUAGGUCUCCUGUUGCCUCCUGAAAAUCAUUUUCCUAACUGACCUGCUCGACGCCAUUAUCUCUGGAUUUGGUUUUAAACCAACCAUGUGCAUAUAUACUACAAUCGAUGUUUUUUAUAGCUUGUUGCAUGUUACUCUUUGUGAAUGAUCGAAACGGAUUAAAUAUAUAUUCUGCUUUAAGCUUUGGCAAACAAUCGUUACAUUUAU
This is a messenger RNA of Drosophila santomea, 625 nucleotides long. It is a transcript of the gene Ilp2, whose product is annotated as probable insulin-like peptide 2. Bases 9 to 422 code for a protein of 137 amino acids. The record is from RefSeq and is a predicted model, not a curated record. NCBI's taxonomy places the organism in Eukaryota, Metazoa, Arthropoda, Insecta, Diptera, Drosophilidae. Gene Ontology annotation, molecular function: hormone activity. The transcript has 2 exons. Gene Ontology annotation, cellular component: extracellular region.